AUGAAGACCACCAAGUUCGAAGUCCCACCUGGGUUUCUUUGUCUCUCUGAGACUUCAGGUGCCAGUGUGGGUGUGUCCUCAUUGCUUGCUCCUGGCCAGGUGAGUGACUUGAAGAAGAAGGUGGAGCAUGGUGUGAGGUGCCUUGAGAUUGCCAAGGAGGACAAGAGCACACUGGAGAAGGACCUACAGGGGCUCAGGCAGCACGACAAGGAGAGUGCCGCGUAUGACAGGCUGGAGAAGGACAGGCCGUGGCUGCAGCAGGAGCUGCACCAACAGCGGCAGAGACUGUCUGACCUGGAGAAAAAGCAAAUUAAGUUUGACCAGUUCUUGGCCAAGGAGACGACCAUCUCAGCCCAGUAUGUGGAGGAGCGUGACAGGGCUAAGGCAGAAGCCCGUGAGAGGGAGACCAAGGUGCUGUCACUGGCCCAGGCCAUGGAGGAGGCCAUGGAACAGAAGGCAGAGCUGGAGCAGCUCAACAAACAGUUCUGCACAGAGAUGGAGGACCUCAGGAGCUCCAAGGAUGACCUGGGCAAGAGUGUGAGUCAUGAGCUGGAGAAGUCGAAGCGGGCCCUGGAGCAGCAAGUCAAAGAGAUGAAGACCCAACUCAAGGAGCUGGACGAUGAGCUUCAGGCCACCAAGGAUGCCAAGCUUCGGCUGGAAGUGAACCUGCAGGCCAUGAGAGCCCAGUUCGAGUAGGACCUGCAGGGACGGGAUGAGCAGAGUGAGGAGAAGAAGAAGCAGCUGGCCAGACAGGUGUUGUCUCCCUGGGUGCAGGAGAUGGAGGCAGAGCUGGAGGAAGAGAGGAAGCAUCACUCGAUGGCAAUGGCCGCUUGGAAGAAGCUGGAGAUGGACCUGAAGGACCUGGAGGCCCAGAUCGACUCUGCCAACAAGAACCGCGAUGAAGCCAUCAAACAGCUACGGAAACUGCAGGCCCAGAGGAAGGGCCACAUGCAUGAGCUGGACAACACGCAUGCAUCCCACAAGGAGAACCUGGCACAGGCCAAGGAGAACGAGAAGAAGCUGAAGAGCAUGGAGGCCGAGAUGAAUCAGCUGCAGGAGGAACUGGCAGCUGCCGAGCGUGCCAAUUGUCAGGCCCGGUAGGAGCGGGACGAGCUGGCUGACGAGAUUGCCAACAGCAGUGGCACAGGGGCCCUGACAUUGGAGGAGAAGAGGCGCCUGGAGGCCGGCAUCGCCCAGCUGGAGGAGAAGCUGGAGGAGGAGCAGGGCAUCACGGAGUUGGUGAACGACAGGCUGAAGAAGACCAACCUGCAGAUUGACCAGAUCAACACUGACCUGAACCUGGAGUACAGCCACGCUCAGAAGAAGGAGAAUGCUAGGCAGCAGCUUGAGCACCAGAACAAGGAGCGCAAGGUCAAGCUGCAGGAGAUAGAGGGCACUGUCAAGUCCAAAUACAAGGCCUCCAUCACUGCCCUGGAGGCCAAGAUUGCACAACUGGAAGAGCAACUGGAGAAGGAGACCAAGUAG
Phyllostomus hastatus (greater spear-nosed bat) is the source of this 1485-nucleotide messenger RNA. Its product is annotated as myosin-9-like. Lineage: Eukaryota; Metazoa; Chordata; Mammalia; Chiroptera; Phyllostomidae. Gene Ontology annotation, cellular component: myosin complex. The record is from RefSeq and is a predicted model, not a curated record.